CUCAUCAUCCAUUCGCCAGUCCUCCGCAAACAGGGGUUUUGGCUGAAGGGUCAGGAUUGGGCUGUGGGUAAAUGCCACCCAAGGCGAUGGCUGUCCGGUCACGAGCCCUCCCAUGGGCAAUCAAGGAUGGGAACGACCAUAGCAGCCCAGAGCAGUCCUCACAAUCUUCUCCCAAAGUGGUUGGGAACUAUGACUUGAAGGAUGUUCCAAUCCAGUGGGACAAUGAUCCAUCCAUCCGGGAAAGGAUGCGUGAUGGUGAGAACCUUUGCUUGUCUUGGGACAGUGUCACAAACAAGUAUGUGUCCAAGUACGUUGACUCCACCACAGAAAAUCUGAAGGUCAACAUGCCGGUCUUGCGGCCGAUUGUUAGUCUCAUGAAGGGGAAUGAGCUUCAGUUGCCUUCGAUCUCCAGUCUCAUCGACGCGGUCGAUGAACUGUUCAAACUUGCGAAGUUGAAUCGAACUUCUGACCACCAUUAUCAGGAGGCAUGGGCCAUCAGAAGGAUGAUCAGCAAAUUGAAGAGGUUCACAUAUCGGACCACACCUCCCCAGGAUGAAGCCAUCAGCAUCCUCGUUGAAGCAAUGGGCUUUGACACCAAGGAUUGGCGGCCUACGACUUCAAGGCAUGAACCUGGUGAAAGCGAAGCUGAUGAUUCUCAGAACCCUUUGGAGGAUGUGUCGCGCACUUUACUUGAAGGGGAUGGUGCUACAGAAUUCAACCCGGAGUUUGAGCUGAAUCAAAUCAUGGACACUCUCCAACACGAGCUUCCUGAGAUGCCUCUCCCUCCACCAGCUGAGCCGCAACGCCUUGCGGACAAGAACAGGUGUGGUUCGCCUGCAGAGGCAACGCAGCCAGUGCCAACACCAUGCCGCGCUGAAGCGCCACUGCCAAAAGUUGAUCCUAUGGACGUACCAAUCUUCAAGUCCCAAAAGGCCCACGAGGACCUGGGGCCUCUGACUGUGGAGAUUCUGUCAGAUGAUGAAGGCUCAGAGCUGGCAAGCUCAACCAUACCGGACACUGCAACCAUGAAGAUAAUAAUGGAAGCGGUCUUGCAACUUCAAAAGUCGACUCCACCCAAAGAAAGCGCCAGCUCGAGUCCCAUCGAGCCUCCGAAAGAAGAAACGAAGGGUAUGAGCGCUCCACCACAUGAGGAAGAGAAAGCUAUCCACGUGUUGUCUGACUCCUUGCUCCCUUCAGCUACUGAUGUGGAAGGCACCCAGCUUCCAUGUUCCCCAAAUCAGCUCCUAAACACCGACGCUGCUUUGAAGACCCUCCAGCGAGUGGAUGAGCAUGACCGAGCGGUGGAAGAAGAGGUGAAACAAUUCGGCAUCGAAGCUGUUGAGAUCCCGGAGCACGAAGUGAUCACACGUCGAAAGCAGUUCCGCAUGAAGAAGGACCGGGCACAGGCCAAGCAGGCCAAAAAGGAAAAGAAAAAAGAAGGUGCAGCUGUGGUGGAGGCGAAGAAGGCAGCCAAGAAGGCUGCAAAGGCUGCAAAAGAAAGGUCAGAAGAUGAGAAGAAAGGUGGUCGAACUUCUUCUGCGAAACUUCAAGAGCGGACAUCCAAGAAGUCCAAGAAGGAGACAACGUCCAAGAAGAAGUGCAAAAAGACAACCCCCAAGCCAGCAGAAGAGCUACUUGAUGCAUCGGAACCUGUGGCAUCUGGCGAGGAUGAGCUUGACCCCAACUUCCCUACUCGCGAUUCUGAGGAGAGAUUCCCUGUGAAGAGCAAGAAGAUGAAGCGCCUCCACCACAUGAGCGCAAAGAGCAAGGGCCACCAUGCAGACAUUACCUUGGCUGAGGGUGGCACCAACUCCAAGAAGUUGAAGAAGUCCAAGUCAAAAACCCAGGACACUGGAGAGGAGGUGAAUUCGGAGCAAGUCAAGAAGGCAUCGAAAGCCAGCAAGGGGAAGGGUCGAGAAUCAGUGGAAAAAUCUCGGAAGGAAACUUCCAAUGAGAGUAAGAAAAGGAAAGCAUCGAAGUCCAAGGUCACCAAAACGACCAGAGCCUGCAAGGAGCAGCAGGGUGAGACCAAGAGUGAUGGCAAGAAGGCCAAGAGUACUGGCAAUGAGGCCAAGGGCAAGGUGAAGGGCAAGAAACAGGAAGCUCGUCGCCGCACCCCAAAGCCAAAGAAGGUGUACGAUGUGGAUGAGACUGCCAAAGACCUCGCCUUGGAGACCCUGAAGGAGUGCCAGAGCUCUGGGUGCUGUCACCCAUCCUUCAAGGCGCCUGACCAGAUCACUGGGGUAAGCUACAGCCCCUACUGGACCAGGAAGGCUUUGGGGGUGAAAGUUGACAGGCGCUUCCUCCAGAGCAAGAAAGCCAAAGGAUCUGGCCAAGCCCAAAUUGCUUACUUUGGAUCAGCCAGCCCUUGCACCUAUGCUAGUUGGACGGUUGCCGCUUUGUUUGCUGCAGAUCUCAAGACUGAGCUCCAGAAGGCCAAGCCUGAUGUCACCGGUGAGGAACUCAACAACAGGAAGCACGUGUUGAACGCCUCGCUGGAUGCCGCAGUGAAGGAGUGGAAGGAAAAUCUUGGACCAUCAGAGUCCUAGCCUGAAUCUUGAACUCUUGAUUUGCCAAAGGUAAAUUUAAUUUGCUUUGGCGCAAGUCAGUCUUCCAUGGUUGUUGACAUGGUCUGGUCAUCAAUUUCUGUUUGACCCAACAACUGUAAACUGCCAAUAUCCUGCAUGCAAACCC
This is a messenger RNA of Durusdinium trenchii, 2694 nucleotides long. Lineage: Eukaryota; Dinophyceae; Suessiales; Symbiodiniaceae. The record is from the annotation of a GenBank genome assembly.